AUGAACAGUGAAAGCAAACCAAUCCUUAAGGCAUCUGAUAUUUCCGAUAAACUAAGGGAAGAGAUCUUCCAAAUCACCCAACAAGCCAUCUCAUCCAAUGAACUAGAGAGAGAUAUGGCUAGCACCAUAAAGAAGCAACUAGAUACACAAUUUGGACCAACAUGGCACGUUAUUGUGGGUAAGAACUUUGGUAGUUACGUGACACACGAGAAGGGCUACUUCCUAUACUUUUACAUCGGUCCUCUUGCGUUCUUGGUGUUCAAGACAGCAUAA
Molecule: messenger RNA, 273 nt
Organism: Naumovozyma castellii
Lineage: Eukaryota; Fungi; Ascomycota; Saccharomycetes; Saccharomycetales; Saccharomycetaceae
Gene: DYN2
Product: dynein light chain
Exons: 3
Coding region: 1-273 (90 amino acids)
Source: RefSeq, a predicted model, not a curated record